This is a messenger RNA of Cryptotermes secundus, 4597 nucleotides long. It is a transcript of the gene Myc, whose product is annotated as N-myc 2 proto-oncogene protein. The transcript is spliced from 7 exons. The record is from RefSeq and is a predicted model, not a curated record. NCBI's taxonomy places the organism in Eukaryota, Metazoa, Arthropoda, Insecta, Blattodea, Kalotermitidae. Gene Ontology annotation, molecular function: RNA polymerase II cis-regulatory region sequence-specific DNA binding; protein dimerization activity; DNA-binding transcription factor activity, RNA polymerase II-specific. Gene Ontology annotation, biological process: regulation of transcription by RNA polymerase II. Bases 193 to 1620 code for a protein of 475 amino acids.
CGCGCCCGCUCGGCAGUCGGUGGGCUGAAGUGAUGGUGAAAGGUUGUGUUACGUCUUGGUAUAAUAUGUCUUGCAAUCGUUAUAUCUCUUCGUCGUAUAUUUGCAACUGUUUCCUACCCACGUUCUUAAUAGCUACCCGGAGAAAAGCAGUGUAAUUAUUAGUGUGUUAUAAGUGUCACGUCUGAGAUCAAGAUGUACGAAGAUUCCAUGUACCCUGGAAAUGAAGUAUGGGAAAAAUUCGAGUUCCCUCCUAUGUCUUCGGAUUGGGAGGGAGAAUUCGAUUUAGAAGCCGCAACGGAGGAGCCGCAGGUGGUGCCCAGUCACGUGAUGGGUGGCCGGCAUGACUGCAUGUGGUCCGGAAUCUGCAGCAGCGAAAAGCAUAAGAAGCCGUGUUACGCAGUGGAUCCUGUGGUAGCUGUUACGCUAAGAGUGCGCCCCGUUAAAUCUAGCCGCAGCCUUCUGAGGACUACUCGCGCCAAGGCACCAACCACGUCCCCUCGUCCAGACACUCCCUCAGAAUCUGAGGAAGAUGAGCCCCCCGUGUGGAUUGGUGAAGUGUGUGAUAAUGAGGACCUGUCAGUUUCUGUGUCUGUGUCAGAGGUCACCGGUCAAAUCUUGAGGACAGGGAGUGAAUUCAAGACCCUUUCACCUCCUCCUUCCCCUGCCCGUGCAUUUUAUACGGACCAUAGCUAUCACAUAAGCAAGAGUGCUGUGACGUUGGAUAAUCUGGGCGUUCAAACCCCUUCGGACUCGGCAGACAGCGGCGAGAAUCCGGACUUCACGUACCCAGACAGUCCCGAAUCUUUGGAAUUUGAAGGGCCCCGGACUUCGGCCAGAAGAAGAGUGACUCCUAGAUUUUAUGAUCCUAGGGCGUACGACACAUCUUCGCAGUUUUCGGAAGCAGGAAAGCCUCGCAGAAGAACGCCGGAGACUCCCUCCGAGGUCAACUGUGAGACCCCUUACUAUCAUCAAAACUCUCUGAUAGUGGACGUAGAUGACGGCGAAGAGGAAGAGAUUGACGUAGUGUCAGUGGUGGAUAGAGAGAAGCUGACCACUCUGCCCACGAACCCCACCGCCAGGGACCGACAGCAAUUGCAACGCACAGUGGCAUCCGCCAUCCACCAACGUGCGUCGCGCGGCCAUAAACGGCCCUCCUCUGAUGAUGAGAAGCGUUCCUACAAAAGGCGUCGCGCGGGUGAAGACGGGGAAGACUCUAGCGAACGGCGCAACCAGCACAACGACAUGGAGAGGAAGCGCAGGGUAGACAUGCGCGACGCCAUCUCCAACCUGCGCAAGUUGGUACCCGCCGUCUCGGACAACAAGCGCGCAGCCAAGGUGCUAAUCCUGAACGAGGCCGCCGCGUACUGCCGGCAACUGCACGCAGUGGGAGAGCACAUGUCGCGUGCUAGGGAGGAACUGUAUAGACGCCAGAAGGUGCUGUCGGCCCGCCUCAAGGAGCUGCGCGUUCAGAAUGCGAAGAUACGUGGCAGUGUCGAGAAAUCACCCCGCAAAAAACGCAUGGGCAGCAGGUCAUGCCAUAACUUAGUUGGCUACAAGCUGGAUUCACACUACAGAAGCCCACAUUCAAUCCCAGGCGAUAACAUGGGAGAUCUGCAAUGAACAAAGUGGCACUGGAGAUGCGGAACUGCAACCCACCAGUGAAGACAGGCUGCAACACAGCGGAUGUUAGCAGCAUGCAGAAAGAAUAAAAAAUUGGCAUUAGAACACAGAAAGAAGCAGAGAUUGUGUUUGAACUUGAGAUAGCACACAGUAAGUGAGAGGUGCAGCCACUGGAAUGUUUUCUGCAAUACUGAUGCAUUCCACAGUAAUAUGAAGAAAACUAUAUUUUGAUAGUACAGUAUGGUUCCUCAUCCCAUAAUUAGUCACAUGAACAACACAUUUUAAAACUUGGAGUAGCACACAACUGUGAGUCAUUGACAUAAUUUGGAACUGCCCAGCAUUUGUCAUCUUAAUCUUUGGAAACUUAUUGCCCAUUCUUUUUUUCUGUUCUUUCAGGAAAAACAGUGCAAGAAUUUAUUAUUUGGUAGUGCAGCAGAAAACCAGUCUGCAUUAAUUGUUCUGAGAUGUUGCAGCAAGCUUUGUUUUCUCUUGUGAACAGUAGAAUUGUUUACAGUUUAUAACUAACAUUUCUGUCAUUUGGUUCUGAAAUGGAAGAGAGUUGAAUUUAUUAGGAAGUUGCAGAAUUAGAUACCACCUGUUUUUAUGAACUUGUGUGUUGGAAAAUGAUUUUGAACACAGUCUCCUACUUUAUUAUUUCUCUAAAUGAGACAUCAGAACAAAACAAGGAAAGUAAUUUAUUUUAUCACUGUUGUAACAGUAUAUCAUUUUAUACAGUUUGAAAUAAAUUGACAUUAUUUUAUAAGUUGUAAGCUCAUUCUUAUAUUUUGGUUUUGGGUGUUCCUGAAAAUUUGUGUACAAAAUUCAUAUUAUCUUAUAAUUUUAGAUAUAUUUUGGCAUUAAAUUAGGCAUUGCUUGUGUUAUUUUCUUGCAUUGGUGACAGCUGUCAUUGUCUCUUCUAGUGGAUUAAUUCCUGUUGAGAAUUUAAAAUGACAUUCUGUUUUGUCUUACUUUGCCCACUUAAUUUUGCUUUCAGAAGAACACUGGGAAUAAGCAAGUGUGGUGGGAAUAUAUAUGUAACUGUAGUCGAUAUGCUAGAUGCCAAAGUAUGUUCGCUCACUGUAGGCGACUUAACACAUUGUAUAUAUUGUAAUUAGUGUUGCAGCUUCUACAUGCAUUUUUCUAAUAACUGCCUCAAGCUAUUUAAAGAUUGAUGUAUGUUAACACUUGUUUUUAACAUUUUUUUUCAAUUUCACAUACUGGUUCAUAUCUCACUUUUCCGCUUUGGCAAACAUCGUUUGUUGAACACAAGAACGUAUGUUUUGUUUGAACCUUGUAUAGUCUAUUAAAUGCUAGUAAUAACAAUUUUCAUAUAUAUAUAUAUAUAAAUAAGAGCAGUUAUAUGAUAUAUAUUAUUUAUGUUAUCUUGUGUCCUGUGUACAGAUUUUAUAUUUGCUGUGAAUGUUGAGGUAGAAGGGGAUAUAAUUUGAUCGCUUGUGUUUGGGUUCACAGUAUUUUGUACUUUUUGAUAUAAGUAACAUUUGAUUAUAUUUGGAAGUUAGAUGAGUUUAACUUCCGAUACAGUUAUCAGUAUGAUGGCUCAUGCCAAUUCCAGGAUUGCUCAUUGAUUUGAUUUGUUUGUCUGUGAAACAUCAUUUUCUGGUUUGAAAAUUUCAGUGUCUAUGUUGUAGGGAACACAUUGGUAGGGUUUUGUAUCCAUCUGCCCCAUUAUUGACAUUAUUGCAAAUGGGCAGUGUUUGGAUUGCAGAUGCAUGUUAAAUGAGGAGUUUCAUCCCUCUACAGAAAUUAUAUUAGUAUCUGUACAAAUUUGGAUAUUUUUGUGAGUGAAAUGUGCCUUGCAGCUUUGUAUGAUACAGGUGAGAUGCAUCAUCAGGGUUCCCUGCCAGAGUGUCCACUGUAACAGCAAAAUUAAACUAACUUAAUUGUGAUAUAUAAAGGACGAUUUUGACCCAUUUCCUUUACAGAAAAAUACAAAACAAUGCAAUACCGUUUGCUGUAUAUGUAUAUCCAUUGUUGAACAUUACUUUGAGCAUCAUUUAGAACAUCGCUGGAAUGCAUAUAGGCAGAUAUUUCCAGACUGGUUUCACACAUACAAUAUGUUGGUCUGCUGACAGAAUUCAGUGACAAGUGCUCUAUUGUGGCUAGUAGUGUGCUGUCAGACAACUGAAAACAGGGAAUGUAGAAAAAGUUUUCUCCUCCAUUUAACAAAAGCUUUAUGCAUUUUGUACCUAAAUAUACCACAGUGUUAGUUUCGGAUGUGCUAAGCCAGGGAGGUAACAAGAAGUGUGAACACUCCUUUUGCACAUAAUUGCUGUGAAAAAGAAUAUGCUUCUCUUAAUACCAUGCAGUUGUAUUUCUGCUCCGACUUACAGUCCAAAAUUUUGCAUUGAUCUAAUAUCUUUUGUGAAUGUGUAUGUAGCAGUGUUACAAACAUUGGAAAUUAAAUUAUCAUCAUAAAAGAAUCUUAAAUGGUAACAUCACCUUUUGAUCACUUUAAAUGAGAAAAUUAGGAAGACAUAGCCACACAAUGAGACACUGGUGGAAAGAUUAUGGACCCAUGCUGUGUACAAUGAUUUCUUUAAUGUGCAAAAUAUUAGUAUGAAUAUUUUUAUUAUGUCUCAUCUCUGCCAUUAUAUAGCAUACAUAUAAUUCCUGAAUCUCGCCAGUCUGUACCAAGUAACCACAUCGUGGCCUGGAUGGUAUUGUCUGUCUUUGAACUGUUGUCAGGUGCGGUUGCAUUUAUUGAAAUAUUUUGAUUGCAAGAAUGUUUGAAAUUGAUGCUUUUUUAUUAUUUUAAAUAGUGUAUCAUGUUAAGGCACAUUUCUACAUAUUUGUCAUUUUUUAUAAAUGAAAUAUAAGUAUUGUUAAAAAAUGUGCUUAUUUUGUGACAGUUGACAAAGGUACUUAAGAUUAGUGGCCUGCAUAUGAGUGAGUGGAGUAUUACUGUAAAUCAGUUUCGUUGGUUUAGUUCCUGCAUAAAUAUAUAAUUAAUGCAAUA